Tachysurus fulvidraco (yellow catfish) is the source of this 2394-nucleotide messenger RNA. It is a transcript of the gene soat1, whose product is annotated as sterol O-acyltransferase 1. The record is from RefSeq and is a predicted model, not a curated record. The transcript is spliced from 16 exons. Lineage: Eukaryota; Metazoa; Chordata; Actinopteri; Siluriformes; Bagridae. Gene Ontology annotation, cellular component: endoplasmic reticulum membrane. Gene Ontology annotation, molecular function: cholesterol O-acyltransferase activity; fatty-acyl-CoA binding; cholesterol binding. Bases 164 to 1801 code for a protein of 545 amino acids. Gene Ontology annotation, biological process: cholesterol efflux; cholesterol metabolic process.
ACCAUUUCAGCCAAUGGCGUAAGGCCAGAGUCGACGCACCUUACCCAAGCCACGCCCCCUAACAGCUUCUUCCGCAUCAUGAAAGCGGCUGAUUUAUUAACGAAGUCGAUUAGAAUUAAAGUGAGGAAUAAACGCGCUCAGGGGCAAAAGGGGUACACAGAAGAUGGAGAACAGGAGAGGACGAGGUACCUGUCGUGGUUCACUUAAGGAAGUAAACAUGAAGAAUCGAGACACCACAGAGACUGGAGGAGACGUUCAUGAAAGCAGGAACGGAAGUGUGGAGCUGAAAGGGAAGCUGCGUCUGGGGAAGAAAGCCGAGCAGCUGAAAGAGAACUUGAUUCAGCACUUUGACUCUCAGCUGAAGGAGUUUGUGGAGUCUCUGAUAGACGAAUCUCACACACUGGACUCUUCAUCACUGUCGUCUUCCUCACAGCCCCCUACAGACAGUGAGAGAAGUGAGCUGAGGUCUUCUCAGGCUCAGAGUAAACAGUUUGUGGUGCGUCGCUCCUUGUUAGACGAGCUGUUUGAGGUGAAUCACAUCCGGACGAUUUAUCACAUGUUCAUCGCCCUCCUCAUCCUCUUCAUCCUCAGUACAUUAGUUGUAGACUUCAUAGAUGAGGGCCGGUUGGUGCUGGAUUUUGACCUGCUGGUGUUUGCGUUCGGUCAGUUUCCCCUCGUCGUCGUCUCGUGGCUCUGCAUGUUCCUCUCGGCGCUCGUCGUUCCCUUCGCACUUCUCCGUUGGUGGGCGGGGUCUUAUUCCUCAUCACACCACCGACACUUCUACUCGUUCAUCGCCGUGACGUUCCUGCUGCUGUACCAAAGCCUCGGACUUGGUUUCCUGCCUACUUACAUUGUGCUGAAAAACAGCCUUCCUCCUGCGUCCUGCUUCAUCCUCAUUCUCGAGCAGGUGCGUCUGAUGAUGAAGGUCCAUUCCUUUAUCAGGGAGAACGUGUCCCGCGUGUGGUCUUCAGCCAAAGGAAGCUCAGCUUCAGGGGCAGAACCUCGUCUGAGCUCCUACAUUUACUUCCUGUUUGCACCCACUCUGAUCUACAGAGACAGUUAUCCAAGAAAUCCGUGUGUUCGAUGGAGUUAUGUGACCACCCAAUUUUUACAGGUUCUUGGAUGUUUAUUCUACGCCUAUUACGUGUUUGUGCGUCUCUGCAUUCCUCAGUUUCACAAUGUGAACAUGCAGCUGUUCGACCUCAGAGUGAUGGUGCUCUGUAUCUUCAACUCCAUAUUGCCAGGAGCACUGAUUCUCUUCUUGGCCUUCUUUGCCUUUUUACACUGCUGGCUCAAUGCGUUUGCUGAAAUGCUGCGUUUUGGAGACAGAAUGUUUUAUAGGGACUGGUGGAACUCGACGUCCUUUGCUAAUUACUACCGCACCUGGAACGUGGUGGUGCACGACUGGCUUUACAGCUACGUGUAUCGGGACCUCCUGUGGAUGACUCGGAAACGUUUCCGAGCGACCGCCAUGUUUGUCGUUUUCACCGUCUCGGCCGUGGUUCACGAGUACGUGCUGGCCGUGUGCUUCGGGUUCUUCUACCCCGUCCUCUUCUGUCUCUUCAUGUGCUUCGGAAUGCUGUUUAACUUCGUCCUACAUGACAGGAGAACUGGACCUGUGUGGAACAUCAUCGUGUGGACGGCUCUGUUUCUGGGUCUCGCCGUUCUGCUGUGCCUUUACUCUCAGGAGUGGUAUGCACACAAAUACUGCCCCCUAGUGGAGCCUUCUUUUCUUGACCUGCUGAAGCCGAGGUCGUGGAGCUGCUACGUCCGCACCAGCCGCGCCGCAGGAGACGCCUGAGCUUCUGACACUCUGUCAGUUUUUUGCACUGUAGUCACAAGCGCUUUGAGUGACAAUCAGAAUUUUAACAGUUUUAACAGAAAGGAUUAAAUAUUUUAAUACAUAUCUAUAUAUAAAGACACGUCGCACCGAUACGAGGUCCGUUACUGCGCUGCUUUUGUUCUGAUAUUUGAGGUGAAAGCUGACGCUUUUCAGAGACCGUUACACCAUGAAGACUCUUCUAAAAGGUUCCUGACGAGUUCUUGGAGGCUUCAGCUUUUCAUCUCGAGUGUAUUUCUGAGACUCUGUAGGAGUUUUGGAUCCUCGUGACCUUGAUGAGGUUCAGGACUUCAGGACCAGGCCUCUGCUCAGGGAUCUUAACGUGACCCUUUCAUUGUAAAUACUUUUAUUGUUUUUAAUUCUCCAGGAUGUGAUGAUUAUGGAGCUCUUAUGAGGAAUCAUUCUAACUCUGUUGUGAUUAUGAGUUUUACUGAUCAGCUCUGGACCAGAGACAGACUGUGGUGCUCGUGCUGGAGCUCCUGAGUUUAUACUGUAAAAAGUCUGAAAGUUUCUCUAAGUCAUCAUGUAGAGAAGAAAUAAAAGGUCAUCUGUUA